This is a messenger RNA of Aspergillus clavatus NRRL 1, 294 nucleotides long. RefSeq names its product putative acid phosphatase. Bases 1 to 294 code for a protein of 97 amino acids. The record is from RefSeq and is a predicted model, not a curated record. The transcript has 3 exons. NCBI's taxonomy places the organism in Eukaryota, Fungi, Ascomycota, Eurotiomycetes, Eurotiales, Aspergillaceae.
AUGUCGCACGUGGCAGCGGUAGAACCCCUACAACAACAGGCUUGGCUUCUCUCCCACAGUCCCACUCGACCACCAUUCUUAGCGUCCUCUCCUGUUGUCCAUUCAAGGACCAAGCGACCCGACACUCUUAAGGCUGUCAAAGACACCUAUAAGCAUCUUCCUGCUACCUACAACUACUCCAGUCCUGUCUCAUAUGAUGCUGUUAGCGGUAAUAGUGUGGGUGCCCAGUACAGCCGCAAGCUGUACAACCCUCGACAGAAGAAUGGUAAGAACGAGACUCGGAUCACGCAGUAG